Molecule: messenger RNA, 1805 nt
Organism: Aspergillus candidus
Lineage: Eukaryota; Fungi; Ascomycota; Eurotiomycetes; Eurotiales; Aspergillaceae
Product: putative C2H2 finger domain protein
Exons: 3
Coding region: 74-1444 (456 amino acids)
Source: RefSeq, a predicted model, not a curated record
CACCGACUUCUUCUUCAAUUUCACCGGGCUGUCAGGGGAUUGACUGCCCGUGUGUUGACCGUCUGACUCAAUCAUGGCCUCCUUCAAGGAAUUGUCUCUCUCCCGUCCUCUCCCCCAUCCCAACUCCCGUCACCAUUCUCACUCCUUUUCCCUCGGUGCGGCAAACUCCACUCAUCGGGUGACCCGUCGGAAAAGUGUCACCACCGCCGCCGCUGCCAAUGCUGCCGCCGUCGUCGCCGCCACCAUGAAGGACAUUCCCACCACCGAAUCCCGCGGCAUUCCCAUGCCCGCACACCGUCGAGGCAGUCGGAGGGGUCUCGAGUCCUCCUCCUUGGGGGUUCCCUCCGCGGCGGCUUCCUCCUAUCUCUCCCGCUCCGGCAACAGUCCCAGUGACCACCACCACCACCCCCCGGUCGCUCGCAAGUCCGCCGACGGCGGUCUGGCAGCGAACUCCCCCCCGGGCGACGAUGCCACGGGGGCCCUGGCGGACGCCAAACAACGUGACCGUCGGGCCAGCGAAGGGUCGCACUUGGUGAAAGGCGAGGGGAAGCGGUCCAUGGUCGAGCUCCGCUGCGAACGCUGCGGCAAAGGCUACAAGCAUGGCAGCUGCUUGUCCAAGCACAUGUGGGAGCAUGAUCCGGCCUGGGCCAUUACCUCCAAACUCCUCAUCUCCAAGCACCAGCAGGUUCAGCUGCUCGAGGCCGCCUCUGUCCUCGUCAACAUGAACCAGGAAUGCCCGACCGCCGACGGCUGCGAAAUCGACUCGGACCUCUCCUCUGCGUCGCCCGACGCCUCGUCGGAGUUGCGCGAUGGACUGAGCUCCGCCGAGACCACCCCGCCCCCGAUGGAUGAGGAUGACGACGACCGGAUGGAGAUGUCGGUGGAACCCGAGCCCCUGGGCAAGCAGUUCAGCGUCAGCAACGCCUCGGGUCCUUUCUCCCGUUCCUUCCAAUCCAUCCCCGCGAGCUCCUUCACCGGCAGCGCCCCCUGGCCGUCCCCCGGCUUCUCGCACCACCGCCAUUCCAGCAUCGAUACCCGACCGUCCACGGCCGAGGCUAAGCUGCACGACGACGACGAGGCCGACCUGGCCGCCGCCAUCGGUCUGUGCAACUUCGGCACCCCGCGCACGCGACCGGUCGCCAUGUCCCCCAGCGUCCCCUCCGUCCCGGAGCUGCCCACCCGCGUGUUGGACCACCCCGCCGGCACGGAAAGCCGGAGUCUCGAUCCGUCCACGGUCGGGUUCACCCCGGCUACCCCGAGCAUCUUCCCGUCGCUGUCCUACAACCCAUCCCUGUCGUACAAGGUGUCGGACGAGCGCGAGGUGCGCAGGGGCGCCACGGACCGUUCCUCCCGCAAGCAACGCAAUGCGGAUGUCGAUUUCGGCAGCCGGCCAGCCCCCGCCGAUGACGACGACGACGGGGUCUUUGGCCGGAUGGAGGAAUAAUGGACCUGACUCUGUCUUUCUUUCUUUGUCGUUUCUUUCCCACGUUUUGCAUCUGGAUUCCUUGUUCUUUAUUCCCCCCCCCCCAAACCAAUCGAACUGCCACGUUGCAGUACUACAUUUUUCAUGACAUGUACGAACUUGCGCGCACCGCUGUGUGACCAUUUUGAUUUCUGGCCGAGCUGAAGGAGUUGAAACACCCCCUUUGCGUGUAUGACUUUUCUAUUUAUUAUCUUGUUUUGUUUUUAUCUUUUAUUAUUUUUUUUUUUUUGGAUCUCCCUUUCGUAUUUCCCCCCACUUUGUUUGUUUCCUUUUUCAGGAAUUGUAUCACCCGCGGCUUGUCCUGUGCGACCCGGAGCUUUGA